AGAUCUUUUCCCCCCCCUUUCCCCUGUCGAAAACCGUUAAGGUGGCGUCGUUUACCUAGCAGAGCCCCCCAUCGCGGGUUUCGAUCGUUUGUGAAUUGUUAGGUCGUCUACAAGAUGGAUCUCUCGAGACUCACUCGUCCGGCGAUCUUGUGUCAGUGCUCGCGCUGCUCCAGUUCUCUUGCCGCUUUGGAGAAUGAGUGGGCGAAGUUGUCCAACUCGUACUCGGUGGCGGCAGGCUGGUUGAGCGUCGAACUUCAUCGCAUCUCUAUCUCGUCGGAGAAGAAACAGAUUCCCCAGUCAUCGGAUUUGAGUAUCCUGCGGGGCCGAAUUUUACAGGAUGUGUCCUGCAAGCUGUGUCAGCAGAGGCUGGGGGUGUUAUCAGAACUGGACAAUGGUCCGAAUAUCCUUUGGAAAAUGUCCAAGGUAUCGUUUAGAGAAAUCGUCACGAUGCGCACGGUCGAGCCCAUGUUCAAGGACGGGGCUCUCGAACAACUCCUUCAUCCGACACCGAAAGAUUCAGGCGCCAAACGCGAUCGACAGUCGAGUCAAGCAGGGGCGUUGAUACCGACUGGCUCCGCCGAACUCGAUUACUACAACAGCUUGUCGGUCGAGCAGCAGAUCCAACACCAGGGCCUAAGCCUUGACCAUAUCUCGAGUUCCGUCAUCAACCUCCACGAUACCAUGUCCGAGUUGAAAGGCGCAUUCACGGCGCUUCGAAUCGAACUCAAUACUCCCGGUCGGUCUCCCGAGCUAGGGAUGCUCCCGGGCAACGACUUCAGCAUGAUCGCGACAGUAUUGAAGGAACUGAGGAACAAAUCGGAUGAGAAUGACAAAUUGAAACUGGAAAAUGAGGCACUGAAACUGAAGAACCGGUAUAUGGAGGAACAAGCCACACGACACCUGGUCCCCGUGCCUAGUGUCGAAGAAAUGCUGCCAGAAGUGCGAAGUCCGGGGCUCCUUCAAGCAGGCAGGAAGCGUGGCUGGCCAGAGGCAUUCUCAAGUGGCCAUACGCAACCCAUUGCCGAUUCUUUCGAUGAUAAUGAUGACGACGACGAAGACAGCAUGACGGGGUUUUCGUUGGCCACUCCACAGGCGCCUCCGAUGAGGGUCCCUCCCCAGGCGUCCACGGCAGCGCAAGAACCCCAACAACCACAAGAAACCACCGAGUUCCGCAUUGAAGUUGGCCGGACCACACAUGCAGACAAUAGACACCAUGAGAGCAACCACAUAGCCUCGAGCCCUCAACAGGCCCAACCGGUAGCCAAACGACCGCGUCUGAGCCAACCGGCGGACCGGCCCCCAUCCAACACAAACCCCGAGAGAAAGGUCGGCCGGCCCCGGAAAUCGCUCAACCCGACACCAAAAGACACACCCGAGACUUCCAAGCCUGCCGCUUCGACGGAGACCAGCGGCCCCGGCAGCCAGGGAGAACGUGUGCCGCUGAACACGAGCCCUGACCAGCGAAAUACGCGACCCGGGCAACUCUCAUCUACCCGCCUCGGAGCCAAGAACUCAUUCGAGCAGGACAUGGCGCAGACUCCAGGGAGCAGCGAUCAGGAUCGAGAUGGGAACGCAACCCAACCACCGAGCGAAUCGAGCAAGGAGAACCCGUCGGGUACGAAACGGAGCAGUGCUCCGGAUAAUGUCCAGCACAAGGACGGGACUCACGAACGGCGCAAGUCACAAAUGGCCCAGCGGGAUCUGAUGGUACGAUUGGCUAUGCAACGGGAAGAAGCGAUGGAGACGGGGGAGGCUCGGUGAUGGAAUUGCCAUUCUUGAACUGUAUUAUUUAGUUGAUUCGAUUCUUGUAUUUUUAUUGGGGGAUCUGCUGGAUCUUCUCCUUUACAUCCUUCAUUCUUUGUUCCUUUCUUUCUAACUUUCCUAUCCGUUCGUUUAAUUUAUUUUUUUGACUCAUGAAG
Molecule: messenger RNA, 1919 nt
Organism: Aspergillus campestris IBT 28561
Lineage: Eukaryota; Fungi; Ascomycota; Eurotiomycetes; Eurotiales; Aspergillaceae
Exons: 3
Coding region: 115-1761 (548 amino acids)
Source: RefSeq, a predicted model, not a curated record